This is a messenger RNA of Ylistrum balloti, 2352 nucleotides long. RefSeq names its product fatty acyl-CoA hydrolase precursor, medium chain-like. NCBI's taxonomy places the organism in Eukaryota, Metazoa, Mollusca, Bivalvia, Pectinida, Pectinidae. Bases 67 to 1791 code for a protein of 574 amino acids. The transcript is spliced from 3 exons. The record is from RefSeq and is a predicted model, not a curated record.
UGGAUUUAACUUGAGACAGUGUACACAGAUUACCACACCAGUGACCUACUUUCAGCUGGGAUCAAGAUGAACCACAUCCUCUUCUAUCGUUCGAUCCUGUUCUCCAUCUUCAUUACAUUUACAUCAUGUCAGACUUUCCCUAUAGUCAACACUCCAUCCGGUCCCAUCAAGGGUGUUGUCGUCCCUGCUCAAGGUACGGAUAUUGUGCAGUUUCGUAAUAUUCCGUUCGCUAAACCUCCAGUUGGCAACCUAAGAUUUGAGAAACCUGUUCCAGUAGACCCCUGGUCGGACAUCCUUGAUGGAACUGUGUUUGGACCUUCUUGUAUGCAAGAUAAAUCCCUAUUUGCAGAACUAUGGGAAAAAGCAGAAAAUGCAGAAGUGAACGAGGAUUGCUUGCAGCUGAAUAUCUAUGUUCCAGGUGAGGUGACAACUACAGUGAAAAAACCGGUAAUGGUUUGGAUUUAUGGUGGUGCUUUUAUGAUGGGAAGUACAUUUACAUAUGACGGGUCGUUCCUGGCUAUGAAGGACGUUGUAGUAGUAACCAUCAACUAUCGCAUCGGAAUAUUUGGGUUCUUAAGCACUGAGGACUCCGCUAUGCCUGGUAACUAUGGACUUUGGGAUAUGAUCGAAGCCCUAAAGUGGAUAAAUAAGAACAUAGCAUCAUUUGGGGGUGAUCCUGAAUCGGUAACCAUUUUUGGCGAAUCGGCCGGUGGUUUCGCAGCAUCGUACCUGUCUGUGAUUCCAAGCACUGCAGGCCUUUUUCAACGUUUCAUAGUUCAGAGUGGGUCUGCUGUAGGAUUUAUGGGCAUUGCACCAAAUCCUGUCAGAGCUGCGAAAGCUACAGGGAAAUUUGUUGGAUGUCUACCAGACACAGAUGGAGAUGUCAACACCAAUGAUCUUGCAGACUGUCUCAAGCUCAAAUCGGCUGAAGAAUUAAUGAAUGCUCAAAGGGACCCAGGCACGCAAUUUUUCGGUUAUUUCUCUGUAUCACCCUUACUUUGGCCAACCAUUGAUGGGGAGCUUCUUCCAAGAUCCCCCUUAGAAAGUUUGAAUGACCCAACCUCAAAGGAAUCAGUUUACUUCAGAUCAUUGGAUAUGAUCGCUGGUACAACUAGCAACGAAGCCUCGGUAAUUGCAAUGUUUUUAGGAUGGCUUCAAAAACCGAUGAAUUUUAGCAUGACUGAAGGUAUGCCAACGGCUGUGUUGUGUGACGUUUUUGCACCAACAUUAGCAAGGGAAAUGUUUAGCAAUAAUUCCAUAGUUUCAGAUUUACUUUGUAAAGAAUAUUCUUCUGAUGAUAUGGCAGAACAAGCAAGAAGCAUUUCAAUUUUGCACGCGGACACAUGGUUUGUUUCUCCCACAGUUCAACUUCUAGGUUUUCAUGCUAACGGCAAAGCUUCACCUAGAACCUACCAAUACUUAUAUAAUCAGCCAAUCAAUUUCCAUUACAUGGCACCACAUUUUCCGUGGAUGAAAGGGGCAGGGCAUGCGACCGAGCUGCUUUACCAGUUCGGACCGUCAGGUCUGAACGAACUGGAUGAAUCGUUAUCUACUGUUGAAGGCAGAGCUUUUUCGGACGUCCUUGCUCGAUAUUGGACUAACUUCGCAAAAACAGGGGACCCUAAUGGAGAUGGUUUGGUCCCGUGGAAACCAUUCAGUUCCGAAGGUCGGGACUAUAUGGAGUUAAAAUAUGAACCAGUGCCAGGUCGGAACUUGUACGAGAAGAGGAUGAAGUUUCUUUUGGAGGAAAUACCGAACAAAAUCAAGAAUAAUGUCAAAACUGAACUGUAGCCAUUCAUUGUCCUUCUUCGUUGCCGUUCUCGUGGAACUAGAUGGCUCAAGGCUUCAGUACUGAUACUAGUACGGCUUUAAGGAAAUCAAAUGAAAUUUUGAGGUGUUAUCAACCGUUAUCAUUUGACAGGGCUCCAUGUAAAUCUUCAAUAAUACGUCUUUAUUUCUGUUGAGGUUAAUUGGAUAUUUGAUCAGUUGUUUGAAAACGUUAAGAAGAUUGGAUAUUUUGACCUACUACUCAGCAUUAGAUCUGGAUUUUUGUGAUAUGCAUAGUUAGAAGUUUUCAAGUACUAUUUUUUACGAAAGCGACGUGCCAGGUUUAAGUGGUGGAAGAAAGCCGUAGUUACCGGAGAAAAAACCCAGACCUGUGGCACAUGAUGUACAUGGACGACUUCACCACUCGACCAUCGCAGCCCCUUGACAAGGGGUAGGUUGCUGUUCAGAUCAGAACUCUGAAACCGUUCAAGAAAACUAUUGUUAUCAAGCUAGCAUUAUAGUAGUGUCUUUCAAUAUGGAGAACUUCUCAUUUUAAAUACUUUUUUCUUGUACAUGAUAGGUAAA